AUCAUAUUGGUUUUGCGACAGGAGAUGGAUUUCCAAAGGCUGCUAUUGCAAGUGGAACAAGCCCUGAGCAGUGAAGAAGUGCAAGCGCUUGCGUUUCUUUGCAAAGACCUGCUUGAGAAAGACUUUAGCUCAGUGCCCACAGCAGGUAAACUCUUCUCUCUUCUGACGGACCAAGAACUGUUAACCCCCAAUCAACCUUACCUGCUUGCUGAUCUACUACGCACCAUCCAGCGCCACAGCUUGAUGCGAGAGCUCGGCCUCGACAACCAGCUUCCAACAACCAGUAGCUUAAUCUCUCCUUAUAGGUGAAUAUAUAGGCCACAUUUACCACAUCUGAAUCCAUACAACAGCUUUCCCCACAAAUGAAUACAGAUAAGUAGACCUUGCCAUUUAUAACAUGAAUGUAAACACUCAUGUUGUUGUGUUACUGUUUCCCACAUAUACUGUACUGUAAUAUGAUGUUCUCUGAAAAGUGAAUGAGUCAUUGUUUUUCCGCCAUCUGCAGAAAGCUGUUGUAUGACUUGUCAGAGAACAUCACUGAAGACGAGUUGAGAGAGAUUAAGUUCUUAUUGAUUAAUGUACUCCCUCGUAGGAAACUGGAGGACAACGUGGUGAGUACGUCAACACGGUCUCAAAUUCAACGUGUUGUCCAGAAUAGGGUAGUAACUUAUAUUAUUUAGUGAAAUAUGAGUAGAAAGAAUGCUUAUCUUGAUGGACCAACUGACAUUACACAUUCUGCUCUAUUCUUUCAGAGUACCUUGCAAGUAUUCCUGGAAAUGGAGAAAGUGGAUAUUUUGAGCGUCAUAAAACUAAACACUGUUGAAAGUAUGUUUGGAAGUGUCUGCCCCAUGUUGAAAACAAGAAUCAACCAUUUUAAGACACUGAUGGGUAAGUGUUUCACUUUCAGUUUCUGUGGGUGACUAACAAAUUAUUUUCCCUGGUAAAGUACUGAUCGGCUGAACAAUCCCAUCCCUUGCCUGUGUAUUGCCUGUCAAUUAUUUAGCACAGUAAUAUGACUGAGAUGUGUUACGCAAUACUUUAUUAAAUCAGGGCCAGUAACCCAAGAAACAGGGAUGGGAUGUUUAAGAUCAAGGUCUGCGUCUGCAACUCUUCCAGAAAACCAAGUAACAGAUAAAUGCUUUAUUUCUUACAUUAUCUUGAUAUCCACCAGUCCUUAUGGACACUUCUCAGUUUCCAUCUUGAUUAGCUUGCUACUGUAUUAUCACAGAAUGUCAUGACUAUUAUUUUCCAUCAGGCUGCCUCCAUGCUUCCAAAGAGACCUGUGUCAUGUGGACUAUCAGGUCGGAACUAUGACUAAAGUAGAUGUCAAAUCUUCUUCAGUAUGUUAUAAAACAUGCUUACAUUUCUUUUCCUGUUUGUCUUAGUCGAACAACGUGGACAUUCUGACAAGAUGUUCUUUCCUCCUUCGUACUUCUCUUCAGGUUCACAGCCUUCAUCUGAGGUCAGUGUCUAAUGUUCAGGUUCACAGCCUUCAUCUGAGGUCAGUGUCUAAUGUUCAGGUUCACAGCCUUCAACUGAGGUCAGUGUCUAAUGUUCAGGUUCACAGCCUUCAUCUGAGGUCAGUGUCUUAAUGUUCAGUCCAGGUUUUGGAGCAUAAAAACCUUUUCAAAUAAUAAUAAAGACCUACUGGAACACACCACGUGUCUUUACGUCAGAGGCCAUCCCUCAUGUCUGUCACUAAUUGUUCCCUCUACUUCCUUCCACAGGUGUCCUCUCUGAAUCCAGCUGACACCUGUCUAGGUAAGUCCCACACCGAACAGGGUGUGGCCAGCACAUGUUCUCUGUAUUGGAGUACAGUACAGAACUCACAUAACCUUUGUUGUCAUCUUGGUCUGCCCACACACCAGAAGUUCGGAGGGUCUCAGAUACAGCGGAUGCAGGACGUUCACAUAGGCUGGGUCUCCUAAGUACCAGUGGGGACAACUGUGCUGCUCUCAGCCAAGGUCAGUUCAUAUCAUUUAUAAUGCCAAUAUAUACAGAAAAAAUAUAUAAACGCAACAUGUAAAGUGUUGGUUUCAUGAGCUGAAAUAAAAGAUCCCAGAAAUUUUCCAUACGCACAAAAAACUUAUUUCACUCAGUUUGUGCAGAAAUUUGUUUACAUCCCUGUUAGUGAGCAUUUCUGCUUUGCCAAGAUAAUCCAUCCACCUGGCAGGUGUGGCAUAUCAAGAAGCUGAUUAAACGGCAUGAUCAUUACACAGGUGCACCUUGUGCUGGGGACAAUAAAAGGCCACUCUAAAAUGUGCAGUUUUGUCACACAACACAAUGCCACAGAUGUCUCAAGUUUUGAGGUAGCGUGCAUUUGGCAUGCUGAAUGCAGGAAUGUCCACCAGAGCUGUUGCCAGAGAAUUGAAUGUUAAUUUCUCUACCAUAAGCCGCCUCCAACGCCAUCUUAGAGAAUUUGGCAGUACGUCCAACCAGCCUCAAAACCACAGACCACGUGUAACCACGCCAGCCCAGGACCUCCAUAUCCGGCUUCUUCACCUGCGGGAUCAUCUGAGACCAGCCACCCAGACACUGACGAAACUGAGGAGUAUUUCUGUCUGUAAUAAAGCCCUUUUGUGGGGAAAAAUGUAUUCUGAUUGGGUGGGCCUGGCUCCCGUGGGUGGGCCUAUGCCUUCCCAGGCCCACCUAUGGCUGCGCCCCUGUCUAAUCAUGUGAAAUCCAUAGCUUAGGGCCUAAUUAAUAUAUUUCAAUUGACUUAUGAACUGUAACUCAGUAAAAUCGUUUAAAUUGUUGCAUGUUGCGUUUUAUAUUUUUGUUCCGUAUACAAAAGGGGCCUGUAGACGCUCCCCUCUCCUGCUCUCUCUGUUGGCUCAUUGGCAUCACUGUUAAAUGUUAACCAUAUCAUGGAUUCAUUCUUACCUGAUCCAUGUCUUCUCUCCCGUAGAGAAUCACCACGUUUCAUCCAUAUCCUCACGUGGACAUAAUAAGAACUUUAGCCCGGUGGAUCCUCAGACAGGAAACACCAAAAAAUAGGUUUCUCUGAUCUUUUUAAAUGAGCGUUGACAAAGUCAUGUCAGUCCAUGCUUUUUACUGAAAACUGACUGGGUAAUGUGUAGAUUAUUUUAGGGGCAGUAGCAUUUUUUGGGAUUAUGGAUGAUGCUGUCCUUAACUGGAUUUAUUAAUUAUUUAUGCAUGUUUUUUUUCUGUAGGAAGUGGGAGAAUAUGCUAUGACAGGAAAAAAUUGAGGUUUCUGUCUGAUAAUUAACAACUACAACUUCAGAAAUUCUCAAAAACUCCUAAACAAUAGAGAGGGAACACAGGUUGAUGAAAGUAAGAUCAUUGUUACAUGUUAUUCUUGAAAUGGUCAAAUACUUUUAAGUCGUUUGCUUUUGGUGAACCAGGCCUAAAUCACAAUUAUACAAGUAUCUUUAUGUGUUUGUGUCUCAGGGAGUUUGGUGAGUGUGUUUGAGUGGCUGGGCUUUGAGACGCAGGUUGAGCCAGACUGCAGCCGGGAGCAGUUACUCUCUCUAGUUGCGGAGCUACGAAGCCGCGACCACAGCCAGAUGGACUGCCUGGUGUGCUGCGUUCUGAGCCACGGGCUGGAGGGAGGUGUUUACGGGGUGGACGGGCUGGAGGUCAGAGUCAGGGAGCUCACAGAGCCCUUCGCUGGACUGGAGUGCAGCUCACUGAGGGGAAAGCCCAAGCUGUUCUUUAUCCAGGCCUGUCAGGGCACCAAGGAACAACAGCCAGUGUUCAUCCAGUCCGAUUGCCCAGGCACUGAUGGCUCUACCACCACCAGCUCUAUCUGCACUGAUGCAGUGGUACCCAGAGAUUCCAUUCCCUCUGAUGCCGACUUCCUUCUGGGCAUGGCCACCGUCCCUCACUUUUCCUCUUUCAGAGAAAAGAGUAAGGGCACUUGGUUCAUCCAGUCGUUGUGCAGGAACCUCAUCAACUUGGUUCCCAGGUUAGUGCGAGAACCUCAUCAACUUGGUUCCCAGGUUAGAAGCCCGAACCUCAUCAACUUGGUUCCCAGGUUAGAAGCCAAAACCUCAUCAACUUGGUUCCCAGGUUAGAAGCCAGAACCUCAUCAACUUGGUUCCCAGGUUAGAAGCCAGAACCUCAUCAACUUGAUUCCCAGGUUAGAAGCCAGAACCUCAUCAACUUGGUUCCCAGGUUAGUGCCAGAACCUCAUCAACUUGGUUCCCAGGUUAGUGCCAGAACCUCAUCAACUUGGUUCCCAGGUUAGUGCAAGAACCUCAUCAACUUGGUUCCCAGGUUAGUGCCAGAACCUCAUCAACUUGGUUCCCAGGUUAGUGCCAGAACCUCAUCAACUUGGUUCCCAGGUUAGUGCAAGAACCUCAUCAACUUGGUUCCCAGGUUAGUGCCAGAACCUCAUCAACUUGGUUCCCAGGUUAGAAGCCAGAACCUCAUCAACUUGGUUCCCAGGUUAGUGCCAGAACCUCAUAAUAUAAUAUAUAAUAAUAUGCCAUUUAGCAGACGCUUUUAUCCAAAGCGACUUACAGUCAUGCGUGCAUACAUUUUUUUUUUUUGUGUAUGGGUGGUCCCGGGGAUCGAACCCACUACCUUGGCGUUACAAGCGCCGUGCUCUACCAGCUGAGCUACAGAGGACCACAACUUGGUUCCCAGGUUAGUGCCAGAACCUCAUCAACUUGGUUCCCAGGUUAGUGCCAGAACCUCAUCAACUUGGUUCCCGGUUUCAACUUGGUUCCCAGGUUAGUGCCAGAAUGUCAUCAACUUGGUUCCCAGGUUAGUGCCAGAACCUCAUCAACUUGGUUCCCAGGUUAGUGCAAGAACGUCAUCAACUUGGUUCCCAGGUUAGUGCCAGAACCUCAUCAACUUGGUUCCCAGGUUAGUGCCAGAACCUCAUCAACUUGGUUCCCAGGUUAGUGCCAGAACCUCAUCAACUUGGUUCCCAGGUUAGUGCCAGAACCUCAUCAACUUGGUUCCCAGGUUAGUGCCAGAACCUCAUCAACUUGGUUCCCAGGUUAGUGCAAGAACCUCAUCAACUUGGUUCCCAGGUUAGUGCCAGAACCUCAUCAACUUGGUUCCCAGGUUAGUGCCAGAACCUCAUCAACUUGGUUCCCAGGUUAGUGUUCAGAUGUGCUUGGUUUCUUUACAUUGUGUCAGAUUCUGACAUCCUCUUUGAAAGCGUCAGUAAACAGUGGACUAUGACAUAGAUGUCAGCGUAAUGGUUGGUAAAUCAUUAUCAGAUUGAAUUUCCUUUCAUUGUUCUUUCUCUCUGUCCAGUGGGUAUGACUUCCUGUCCAUCCUGACCAAGGUGAACGAUGAUGUCAGCAGAAUGAGUAACAACCUUGGAACUAGGAAGCAGAUGCCCCAGCCUGCAUACUCACUCAGGAAGAGGCUAGUCUUUCCCAUCCCCCAAGACCCACCUCCCAGGCUAUGUGAGCCACAAAUAUUGUCCUGAGACCCCUAGAGCAGAGGGGUUUAAAUCUGGUCCUUAUACUUUCCCACUAACUCAGGGACUGAUUCAGACACUAGAUGAGUGGACUGUCACCAACAAUAUAUACACUGCACCCUCUGGGAUCCCUCGGGUAGAAGCUGCAGGUCUACAGUUUUUUUUUUUACACCUCGCUCUGUUUUUUAUAUAUAUAUAAAAAUGAAAUUCAGUAGAAAUAUAUCAAAAGAACUGUAAGUAGAAAAUUGUAGGAAAUGUUUUUAAAGCUGCAAUAUGAAACUCCUGACCAAAUCCACAUAGAAAUAUGAGUUACAGAGCUGUCAUUUUCAUUGAAAGCAGGUCUAAGAAGCGGUAGAUCUGUUCUAUGUGCUCCAUUUCUAUACUUGUUUUUGCAUCUUUAACUUUCGAUUUUGUACACCAGCUUCAAACAGCUCAGUUGAAAAUACAAUAUUUUUGGUUAUGGAAAAUAUAUUUCACAGCGCUUUAGAUGGUACAAUGAUUCUCUACACUAUACUUGCUUGUUUUGUCACAAACUGAAAUUAGAAUUUUAGCAACCAGGAAGUGGUGGAGCGAUUUCUGCGGAGUUCAUCUUUUAAAGGGUAUUUUUAAAUGUAAAGGAGAAGCAAAAACAAGAGAAGAACUGAAGUAAGUUAUAAGCACUUAUUAUGCUACUUUUAUAACCUGUUAUUUUUUUUGUUAUAUAUUGUCAAUUUCUUAUCCCCUUGUAUAUUGACUUCCUAAAUCAAUAAAUGCAAUUUUCAAUCAAUGUUGAUAAGUUUGUUGUGGUUGCUGUUUCAAAACAAUCCAAAGUAGUCCUUGGCACAACAUGGCAUGUCAUACAACACAUUUAAGACAUUCUAUUACAGAUCAAGAAUAAAACAAAGUGACGUUCAAACAUGUAUUGGUGUGGUCAUGAGUUGCACUAUGGCUCUCUUGCUUCUUGCGUGACGUGCGUCUUGGCCCAAGCCGCUGUGCGUUUUUUUUCUCAAAGUCUGACAUAUGACAUGUCUGUCACAAGAAGAAGAUGGCCGUCACUAGCAGGUUUGAACAGAGACUCCAGUGACACUUUUCUCUGCAUGAAGGGGAUAUAUAGAGUAUCCUUACAACUAUGUCCAGUUCCUGUCGUGUCUGGUGAAGAGCUGUUCUCAACAAACUGAUGGUUACAUCCUUCUUUAUCACAUCACCAGCUAGUACCUAGAAAGCCACACCCUCUGUGACUUCAGAGGUAAACUAUCCUAUUGUCCAAACCACCUAUAAGUCAAAUUCAGGUUAACAAUUGGUAGCAAGAACACUCCUCUGACCUGUAUCUCAUCUAACCUGGCGUGGAGGUGUAUCUCAUCUAACCUGGCGUGGAGGUGUAUCUCAUCUAACCUGGCGUGGAUGUGUAUCUCAUCAAACCUGGCGUGGAGGUGUAUCUCAUCUAACCUGGCGUGGAGGUGUAUCUCAUCUAACCUGGCGUGGAGGUGUAUCUCAUCUAACCUGGCGUGGAGGUGUAUCUUAUCUAACCUGGCGUGGAGGUGUAUCUCAUCUAACCUGGCGUGGAGGUGUAUCUCAUCAAACCUGGCGUGGAGGUGUAUCUCAUCUAACCUGGCGUGGAGGUGUAUCUCAUCAAACCUGGCGUGGAGGUGUAUCUCAUCUAACCUGGCGUGGAGGUGUAUCUCAUCUAACCUGGCGUGGAGGUGUAUCUCUUCUAACCUGGCGUGGAGGUGUAUCUCAACUAACCUGGUUGGAGGUGUAUCUCAUCUAACCUGGCGUGGAGGUGUAUCUCAUCUAACCUGGCGUGGAGGUGUAUCUCAUCUAACCUGGCGUGGAGGUGUAUCUCAUCUAACCUGGCGUGGAGGUGUAUCUCAUCUAACCUGGCGUGGAGGUGUAUCUCAUCUAACCUGGCGUGGAGGUGUAUCUCAUCUAACCUGGCGUGGAGGUGUAUCUCAUCUAACCUGGCGUGGAGGUGUAUCUCAUCUAACCUGGCGUGGAGGUGUAUUACAUUUAAUACUGUGAAUAACCUCACAAUGAUUUAAUGGUUGAUUAGCAUCAGUUGGUCCAUGAGAUUCCUCUCCUGCUCCUAUUUAUAGCUGUUCUCCUUCCUUAGCCAGCUGCUACGCAUCGCCUCAAAGUUACUGUCCUAG
Molecule: messenger RNA, 7527 nt
Organism: Coregonus sp. 'balchen'
Lineage: Eukaryota; Metazoa; Chordata; Actinopteri; Salmoniformes; Salmonidae
Source: the annotation of a GenBank genome assembly